AUGGACGGCGGAGGCGGCGGUGGCGGAGGAGGCGGCGGAGUUGGGGCAGGUGUCAUGGUGGGCGGCGGAGUCGGGCCGGGCGGCGGCGUUGGCGGGGGCGGCGACGUGGAGCUCGUCAGCAAGACGCUGCAGUUCGAGCACAAGCUGUUCUACUUCGAUCUGAAGGAGAACCCGCGGGGGAGGUACCUCAAGAUCUCCGAGAAGACCUCGGCCACGCGCUCCACCAUCAUCGUCCCCGUCGACGGCGUCGCCUGGUUCCUCGACCUCUUCGACUACUACAUCCGCACCGACGAGCGCGACGCCUUCAGCAAGGAGCUGCGGCUCCAGACCAAGGUGUUCUAUUUCGAUAUCGGGGAGAACAAGAGGGGCCGAUUCCUCAAGGUUUCCGAGGCCUCUGUCAACAGGAAUCGGAGUACCAUAAUUGUUCCAGCUUGCAGCUCUGGUGAAGAGGGCUGGGAAGCAUUCAGGAAUGUACUGUUGGAAAUAAAUAACGAGGCUUCCAGAUUGUAUGUCCUACCAAAUCAUCCAAAUCAGCAACACAUGGAGCCGCCAGAGCGUCUUCCUGGCCUUUCCGAUGAUGUGGGUGCCGGAUUUAUAGCUGGACAUGGUAGCCAGUCCGCUUCUGGGCCAGAGGUAGAUGUCGAUCGCCUGGUUGAUCUGCCUCCUCAAGAAGAAAUUAGUGGCAUGGGUAUGUCUAAGGUGAUUAGGGCAGAUCAGAAGAGAUUCUUCUUUGACCUGGGCAGCAACAACAGGGGCCAUUAUUUGAGGAUUUCUGAGGUGGCUGGAGCUGAUCGUUCGUCUAUAAUCUUGCCGCUCUCGGGUUUGAAGCAGUUCCAUGAAAUGGUCGGUCACUUUGUAGAUAUAAUGAAGGACAGGCUUGAAGGAAUGACAGGAGCUAACGUGCGCACUGUCGAACCCAGCCAGAGAUGA
Messenger RNA from Miscanthus lutarioriparius, 930 nucleotides. The record is from the annotation of a GenBank genome assembly. NCBI's taxonomy places the organism in Eukaryota, Viridiplantae, Streptophyta, Magnoliopsida, Poales, Poaceae.